Molecule: messenger RNA, 2988 nt
Organism: Phalacrocorax carbo (great cormorant)
Lineage: Eukaryota; Metazoa; Chordata; Aves; Suliformes; Phalacrocoracidae
Source: RefSeq, a predicted model, not a curated record
AUGGCGGAGGCGGGAGGGAGGAGGAGGAGGAUGGCGAUGGCGGAGGCGGGUGGGAGGAGGAGGAGGAUGGCGAUGGCGGAGGCGGGAGGGAGGAGGAGGAGGAUGGCGAUGGCGGAGGCGGAGGGAGGAGGAGGAGGAUGGCGAUGGCGGAGGCGGGUGGGAGGAGGAGGAGGAUGGCGAUGGCGGAGGCGGGUGCUGCAGCCGCCGGAGGGGCCCCCCGUGACGCCCCGUGCCCCCGCAGUGGUGCUGAUGUGCAUGCACUCGGUGCUGCUGGGCGGGGAGGAGCAGCGCGUGCUGCUGGAGGAGGCCGAGGACAUGGGCAUGACCGACGGCACCUACGUCUUCAUCCCCUACGACGCCCUCACCUUCCCCCUGCCCUACCGCCGCGUGCCCUACCCCGUCCUGGCCAACAACACCAAGCUGCGCCUGGCCUACGAUGCCGUCCUCACCGUCACCAUCGACUCGCCCGAGCUCACCUUCCGCGAGGCCCUGAGCCAGGCCAAGGAGGCCUACGAGGUCCCCGCCCACGUCGACCCCACCCAGGUCCACCCCCUCUUCGCCACCAUCUACAACUCCAUCCACCUCCUGGCCCGGGCGGUGGAGGCGGCGCGGCGGCGGGGCCGGCGGGUGACGGGCCGUAGCGUGGCCGAACACGCCCGCGGCUUCCGCCUGGGGGGCUUCUGCCACCCCGUGGCCGUCACCGAGGGCGGGGACGUCACCGCCCCCUACGUGGUGCUGGACACGGACGCCAAAGGCCACCACCUCUGGCCAGUUUACGGACUGGAACCGGGCACGCGGGGGUUGAGCCUCCGGGCCCACGGCGUCCACUGGCCCCACGGCGCCAGCCCCGGCGCCGACGCCGGCUGCUGGUUCGAACCGGGCUCCAUCUGCAACGGGGGGUUGGACGCCAGCUUGGUCCUCCUCCUGUUCGUCCUCAUCUCCGCCCUCAUCGCCGCAGGGGCCGCCCUCGCCUGCUUCAUCAGGCGCCGCAUCCAGCAAGGCCAGCUGAUGAAGGGGCCCAACAAGAUCAUCCUCACCAUGGAGGACUUGACCUUCAUCAACACCCAGAGCAGCAAACGGGUGGACGGGAGCCGCACCAGCCUGGCCGGCCGCAGCGGGGGGGACACCAAGAGCGUCAGGAGCGUGACCGCAGCCCCCGACACCACCAACGUGGCCAUUGCCGAGGGAGGCAAAAACCCGAAGGCAAACAGCCACCUCCCCCUCCUCCUCCUCUUGUUUAACCAGCAGGGCCUUGUCGCCUCCGUGCAGGGCGACUGGGUCUGGCUGAAGAAGUUCCCCGGAGACCAGCACAGCGAGGUGAAACCGGCCACCAAGCUGGCCUUCUGCAAGCUGCGCGACCUGCGCCACGAGAACGUCAACCUCUUCCUGGGCUUCUUCCACGACUGCGGCAUCUUCGCCAUCGUCUCGGAGCACUGCUCCCGCGGCAGCCUGCAGGACCUGCUGCACAACGAGGACAUGAAGCUCGACUGGAUGUUCAAGUCCUCCCUCCUCAUCGACCUCAUCAAGGGCAUGCGGUACCUCCACCACCACAACGUGGUCCACGGGCGCCUCAAGUCCCGGAACUGCGUCGUGGACGGGCGCUUCGUGCUCAAGGUCACCGACCACGGCUACAACGAGCUGCUGGAGGCCCAGCGCCUGCCCACCCCCACCCCCCAGCCGCAGGAGCGGCUGUGGACGGCGCCGGAGCUGCUGCGGGACGCGGCCCUGGAGCGUCGCGGCUCCUUCCGGGGCGACGUCUUCGGCAUCGGGAUCAUCAUGCAGGAGGUGAUCUGCCGCAGCGGCCCCUACUGCAUGCUGGGGCUGCCCCCCGAAGAGAUCGUGGCGAAGGUGCGGCAGCCGCCGCCGCUGUGUCGCCCGGCCGUCUCGGCCGACCAGGCGCCGCUGGAGUGCGUCCAGCUGAUGAAGCAGUGCUGGAGCGAGCAGCCCGAGCGGCGGCCCACCAUCGACCAGCUGCUCGAGCAGUUCAAGGGCAUCAACCGUGGGCGUCGCACCAACAUCAUCGACUCGAUGCUGCGCAUGCUGGAGCAGUACUCCAGCAACCUGGAGGACCUGAUCCGCGAGCGCACCGAGGAGCUCGAGGUCGAGAAGCAGAAAACCGACCGCCUCCUCACCCAGAUGCUGCCCCCGUCGGUGGCCAAGGCCCUGAAGAUGGGGACCCCCGUGGAGCCCGAGUACUUCGAGGAGGUGACGCUUUACUUCAGCGACAUCGUGGGCUUCACCACCAUCUCGGCCAUGAGCGAACCCAUCGAGGUCGUCGACCUCCUCAACGACCUUUACACCCUCUUCGACGCCAUCAUCGGCGCCCACGACGUCUACAAGGUGGAGACCAUCGGGGACGCCUACAUGGUGGCCUCGGGGCUGCCCAAGCGCAACGGGAACCGGCACGCCGGCGAGAUCGCCAACAUGGCGCUCGACAUCCUCAGCUCCGUCGGCACCUUCAAGACGCACAUGCCCGAGGUGCCCGUCCGCAUCCGCAUCGGCCUCCACUCCGGGCCCUGCGUGGCCGGCGUCGUGGGGCUCACCAUGCCGCGCUACUGCCUCUUCGGGGACACCGUCAACACGGCGUCACGCAUGGAGUCCACGGGCCUGCCGUACCGGAUCCACGUCAACGCCCGCACGGUGGCCAUCCUGCGGGCGCUGCAGGAGGGCUUCAAACUGGACAUCCGGGGCAAGACGGAGCUCAAGGGGAAGGGCGUGGAGGACACCUACUGGCUGGUGGGACGCGAGGGCUUCACCAAACCCAUCCCCACCCCCCCCGACCUGCUGCCGGGGGCCAGCAACCACGGCAUCAGCCUGGACGAGAUCCCGGCCGAGCGGAGGAAGAAGCUGGAAAAGGCCCGGCCGGGGCAGGCGCUCAAAUAGCCCCGCCCCCGCCCGGAGCCAGAGGGAGGCGCCAGCCCCUCCCCCGGCCCCGCCCCCACCGCCCCGGGGCAUCAUGGGACAGCGGCCGGAGGGGCCCAGGUGCGC